CUCCAAAGCCUACCUGCCUCCUUCUGACAGACGCGCGACUCCGAAUUGCGGAGGUGGCCGUUUCUGCCGCUGCGGCCGCCGGGGGUGCCGCGGGAACGUGAGUCACCUGGAAAACGGCUCCGUCUCCCCUCGCAGGAUUAUUUGGGGCCCUCCACCUCUUGCCCCAGAGCCCUUCUGCCAGGCCAGCACUGGAAGGAGUAUCACCAGCCUACCAACUCGAGUGCCUGGGAUUUGAGGUCCAGGAGAAGCCUUGAAAAGAUGUCUAACGACCCACCCCCUCCUUAUCCUGGAGGCCCCACAGCCCCGCUUCUGGAGGAGAAAAGUGGAGCCCCGCCCACUCCAGGCCAAACCUCCCCAGCUGUGAUGCAGCCCCCACCGGGCAUGUCACUGCCCCCUGCAGACAUUGGACCUCCACCCUAUGAGCCACCAGGCCACCCCGUGCCCCAGCCUGGCUUCAUCCCCCCACAUGUGAAUGCAGAUGGCACCUACAUGCCUCCAGGUUUCUACCCGCCUCCAGGCCCCCACCCACCCAUGGGCUACUACCCGCCGGGGCCCUACCCACCAGGGCCCUACCCUGGCCCUGGGGGCCACACAGCCACGGUCCUGGUCCCGUCAGGGGCUGCCACCACGGUGACAGUGCUGCAGGGAGAGAUCUUUGAGGGUGCGCCCGUACAGACGGUGUGUCCCCACUGCCAGCAGGCCAUCACCACCAAGAUCUCCUACGAGAUUGGCCUGAUGAACUUCGUGCUGGGUUUCUUCUGCUGCUUCAUGGGGUGUGAUCUGGGCUGCUGCUUGAUCCCCUGCCUCAUCAACGACUUCAAGGAUGUGACGCACACGUGCCCCAGCUGCAAAGCCUACAUCUACACGUACAAGCGCCUGUGCUGACGGAGCCGGCACUGGACUCCCUGCCGUCAGUCUGGCCCCCUGUGCUUUGUUCCCCACGCUCAGUGGCUCGCGUCCCCACUCCCAUUUCGGGGUGGAAGCCAUCCCACCGGUCCCCUGGAAGUCUUGUCCUUUCCACCUUGCCCUUCCCUGAGCAUCUGACUCUUCCGGCAAAAAUUCUGUUGGAUUGAAGGCCAAGGGUUAGCGAGUAUCGUCAGGGAGCUGGCACUGAGCUCGUAUGUCGCUGGUCUGCUUGGUGUUUGUCAUCAGAAAGAUCAGUUGGGAAGGGUCUCCCUGCUGAGGUCUCACUUCUCCGUUUCUGUACAAAGUACCAGUUUGGUCCCGAUUCUUCCUGACACCAAAAGCAGCCAGAGCAGUGGCUGGUUUCCCAGACCUGGGCCUGCAGUGGGCUGUGCUUGUAGCCACAGAUGUUUCUGAUCUGCUGGCUGAGAGCGGGGGAGUGACCUGAAGCAGGACAGGGUCAUAAGGCCAGGGUUUCUCCUGAGGUGCUAGAGGCGGGCAUGAUGGUCAGAA
Messenger RNA from Rhinolophus ferrumequinum (greater horseshoe bat), 1416 nucleotides. It is a transcript of the gene CDIP1, whose product is annotated as cell death inducing p53 target 1. Gene Ontology annotation, molecular function: zinc ion binding. The record is from RefSeq and is a predicted model, not a curated record. The transcript is spliced from 7 exons. Gene Ontology annotation, biological process: tumor necrosis factor-mediated signaling pathway; intrinsic apoptotic signaling pathway in response to DNA damage by p53 class mediator. NCBI's taxonomy places the organism in Eukaryota, Metazoa, Chordata, Mammalia, Chiroptera, Rhinolophidae. Bases 259 to 885 code for a protein of 208 amino acids.